AACUGUUUUAUAAAGUCAAUUAAUAAAUCGACAUGCAAUAAAAGAUCUAGAAUGUUUGGGACUACCAAAGUAUAUCCCUUCAGCAUGGAGCUUUUUUGUCAAAAUAUGAAAUUGAUAUGUACAUAAAUGAUUUAGCUAAUCGAUUACGCUGUUUCAAUCAUGUGCCUUUUUAAAGUUUUUUUUCUACAGAACUGCUGGCAAUACCUUGAUAUAUUUUUGGAUGCAUAUCGCCCAUUAUGGAUUCGCAGCCAAGUUUUAACUUCGGCGUUGGAAGAGGUUUCGACUCUGCGGGGAGAGGGGGCUUUAACUCUGGGGAAAAGAAUUUUUUUAACUUCGGUGGAAGAGGAAGUUUUAACUCUGCGGGAAGAUCAGGCUUUACUUUCGGGCAAAGUGGAGGUUUUGACUCAGCAGGAAGAUCGGGGGUUACAUUCGGGCAAAGUGGAGGCUUUAAUUCUGGGGAAAAGGGAGGUUUCAAUUUCGGGGUAAAAGAUGGAUCUGACACUGGGGAAAAAGUUACAUUUAGCUUUGGUAAAAGAGAAGGUUCUUACUCAGGGGAGAAUGAAAGUUUUGGCUUAGGUAGAAAAGAAGCUUCUGGCUCCGGGGAUAAAGGAUUUGUUGGCUUUAGCUUUGGGGCGAAAGGAAGUUCUAGCUCAAUGGAUAAAAGCGUUUUUGGAUUCGGUGCCAGAGGAAGUUCAUAUUCGGUGGAAUCAAGAAGUUUUAGCUUCGGGGUGAAAGGGGGAUCUGGCACUGGCGAAAGACGAGGUUUUGAUUUCGGGGCAAGAGAAGAGGAGGAAGGUAAUAGCGACGAAGAUGAUGAUUCUGAAACUGACCUUGAUAACAUAAGUGAUGACGAACCCGAAGCAGAUGCAGAAGACGUCUUUAAUCAUAUGUAUAACACUGUCCUAAACCAUCAAUACAACUGGUCUUACGCCGGCACCACGCUGUUAGUUUACUGGGUCAGUGGCCAAGAUCCAAAGGUCAUAACGAGCGUCAAAAGACAUUCAGAGCAAACCUUGAUUAAAAGACUCUCCGGGAUGUACAAGAAAGAAUUAAUGAGAGUAAGAAUUUACCUCAACAACUCACCCUGUGAAUACUGCGCAAGCAAGCUGCUAGAUUUCCUAACGAGAAAAAGACAACUGCAGUUGACGAUCUACAUUGCUAGUCUUUAUAAGAUAAAACGCCGCUCGUGCAUAACAAAGGGGGAGCCACAUGUCCACGGAUUGAAAAAGAGGCAAAGCGAUAAAAACACCAAAGGUUUGAAGAAACUCAUGGAUCACAGGAGAUGCAAAGUAAAGUCUUUUAACGAGAAGACGUGGAAAGAUUUGCUGGAUGCUCUUGACAUCAAGUGCAAGAAGUUUGAAGAGGUUUACCAAACAAGAGAGGAGGAUGAUGAUAGAAGUAGAAAAGAAGAAGAUCUAUAUAUCAAAGAGGAUCUGAAGCACAUCGACGAAGAAGAGGACUAGAAAAUGUAUCCAAGUGAAAUACAAUAACAAGGAAUAUUAUUAUAAUAAUGAAUUCAUGCUUCCAUCGAACCUGUUAGCAUUUGUAAAUUUUAUACAAUGUUCAGAUUGAUUCUUUUUCGAAGAAAAAUAAUUGAAUGAUAUAUUUAUAUAUAUUUUUUUCUUUUUAACUUGCUUCGAAAAACGUCACCAUAUACAGAGGAAAAGAAACAAAAUUAGGACCUACUGUAGUGCAAAUGCCUACAGCGAGACACAAGCGUUUGAUUUUAAGGCUCGAACAAGCUUAAGGACAGAAAAAAAUAUAUGGCAUAUAAAUUUUAGCCCAAAAGAAUCAAAGAAAGAAUAUAUAAACAUAUACAUGUCAUUUUUAAUUUAGUUAACUUUAGAUUUUAAGUAUUGUUUUGAGUGUUUGCUUGUUUUGAAUUUUUUCAGUCAAAUUGGGACACCAACAAUUCCCGGCGAAAGACUGCAAAUUUAGACAUACUCGGAACUGUGACUCAUGAC
Molecule: messenger RNA, 1964 nt
Organism: Saccostrea cuccullata (small rock oyster)
Lineage: Eukaryota; Metazoa; Mollusca; Bivalvia; Ostreida; Ostreidae
Exons: 4
Coding region: 237-1463 (408 amino acids)
Molecular function (GO): zinc ion binding; hydrolase activity, acting on carbon-nitrogen (but not peptide) bonds, in cyclic amidines
Source: RefSeq, a predicted model, not a curated record